Molecule: messenger RNA, 5601 nt
Organism: Acipenser ruthenus (sterlet)
Lineage: Eukaryota; Metazoa; Chordata; Actinopteri; Acipenseriformes; Acipenseridae
Product: receptor-type tyrosine-protein phosphatase kappa-like
Exons: 33
Coding region: 146-4525 (1459 amino acids)
Biological process (GO): protein dephosphorylation
Cellular component (GO): membrane
Molecular function (GO): protein tyrosine phosphatase activity; protein binding
Source: RefSeq, a predicted model, not a curated record
GCGUUUGAAUCUGGAAGCUGACGUCACUAUAGUUUUUCUCCACUCACUAGAAGAAACAAAGUAGCGAGUAAAGCGGUGAGAAUGGAGCGCAGAAAUCGGCAGGACUAACUCAUUUUUUAAACUUUGAAAACUUCAACAAACAAAAAUGGAUACCACCUUUACGCUUCUUAUACUUAUUGUUUCAUGUAAUCUAAGAGUUGUGGCUCAGUUUACCGCAGGAGGCUGUACCUUUGAUGAUGGCCCUGCUCAAUGUGAUUACCAGCAAGAUCUGUAUGAUGACUUCGACUGGACACAUGUCAGUGUGCAGGAAGCUCCAUAUUUAUCAACAGAACUACCACAAGGGUCGUACAUGAUGGUUGACUCCUCACAGCAUGACUCUGGAGAAAAAGCACGUAUUCAGCUUCCAGUGAUGAAAGAAAAUGACACCCACUGUAUUGACUUCAACUACUUAUUGUACACCAAAGAUGGCUCAAGCCCUGGGACAUUAAACAUCUUGGUAAAGGUUAACAAGGGACCUCUUGCUAAUCCUAUCUGGAAUGUGACUAGCUUCACUGGCAGAGACUGGCUUCGAGCAGAGCUGGCUGUUAGUACCUUCUGGCCCAAUGAAUAUCAGGUUAUAUUUGAAGCUGAAGUCUCAGAAGGGAAGAUGGGUUACAUUGCAAUUGAUGACAUCCAGGUUUUGAGCUAUCCAUGUGAUAAGUCUCCUCACUUUCUGCGACUUGGUGAUGUGGAAGUCAAUGCUGGACAGAAUGCUACUUUUCAGUGUAUCGCUACUGGGAGGGAUGCAGUGAAUAAUAAACUAUGGCUGCAGAAACGGCAUGGGGAAGACAUUCCAGUGGCACAGACAAAGAACAUAAACCACAGGAGGUUUGCAGCAUCAUUUCGAUUACGGGAAGUGACAAAUCUGGACCAAGACCUGUAUCGCUGUGUGACUCAGUCUGACAGAGGCUCGGGAGUAUCUAAUUUUGCUGAACUGAUUGUUCGAGAACCUCCUCGACCCAUAGCCCCUCCUCAGCUGCUUGGUGUCGGACCUACAUACCUUCUUAUCCAGUUGAAUGCUAACUCUAUUUUUGGAGAUGGGCCUAUUAUAUUGAAAGAAGUGGAGUACCGAAUGACGUCAGGGUCUUGGAUUGAAACCCAUGCUGUGAAUGCCCCCAACUACAAACUGUGGCACUUGGACCCGGACACAGAGUAUGAGAUUAGAGUUCUGCUGACCAGACCUGGGGAAGGAGGUACUGGUCAGUCAGGCCCCCCCCUCAUCACGAGGACAAAAUGUGCAGAACCAAUGAGGACACCCAAAAGUUUGAAAAUUGCAGAGACACAGGCCAGAUUUAUUGCAGUGGACUGGGAGUCUUUGGGCUACAACAUAACACGCUGCCACACAUUCAAUGUCACCAUUUGCUACCACUACUUCCAUAGUAAUAAUGAGAGUAAGGCUGACUGUCUGGAUAUGGACCCCAAGGCACCCCGGCAUGUUGUUGGAAAUCUACCACCAUAUACGAAUGUGAGCCUCAAGAUGAUCCUUACCAACCCUGAAGGAAGAAAGGAGAGUGAUGAGGUGGUUAUCCAGACAGAUGAAGAUGUGCCGAACCCUGUUCCCAGUGAGUCAAUGAAAGCCAUGCCAUUUGAAGAUAAAAUCUUCCUCCACUGGAAGGAGCCUUUGGAGCCCAAUGGAGUCAUCACUCAGUAUGAGAUCAGUUAUAGCAGCAUUAGGUCAUUUGAUCCUGCAGUCGAUGUGGCAAAACGUCCACUGACAGUUGCAUUGAAAUGGAACAGCACACACCAUGUAUUCUCACAGCUGCAUCCAGGUACCACCUACCAAUUCAUUAUCAGGGCCAGCACAGUGAAAGGGUUUGGUCCACCAACUGUUGUGAAUGUCACCACCAACAUAUCAGCUCCUUCAAUACCAGAUUAUGAUAUGACUGAAACUUGUCUCAAUGAGACCGCUACCACUAUUACUGUACUGCUGAAACCUGCCACGGCCAAAGGUGCUCCCAUCAGUGCCUACCAGAUUGUUGUUGAAGAACUGAACCCUCACAGAAAUAAGAGAGAGGCAAGUUCACUGGAAUGCUACCAAGUACCGGUCACCUACCAGAGUGCAGCCAGUGGGGGUUCUCCAUAUUAUUUUGCCGCUGAGCUGCCACCCGGAAGCCUGCCUGACCCAGCUCCAUUCACAGUGGGAGACAACAAAACAUACAAUGGGUUUUGGAAUCCCCCUUUGGCCCCGAGGAAAAACUAUAAUAUCUACUUUCAGGCUGUGAGCAGUGUGGAAAAGGAAACAAAAACUCAGUGUGUGAGGGUUGCAACAAAAGCAGCAGCUACAGAGGAGCCAGAGGUGAUACCAGAUCCAGCCAAGCAAACGGAAGUGGUGAAGAUUGCUGGCAUAAGCGCUGGAGUUCUCGUUUUCAUCCUGCUCCUCCUGGUUGUCAUAUUAGUUAUCAAGAAGAGGAGGAGCUACUAUUCUUAUUCAUAUUACCUAAAACUUGCCAAGAAGCGGAAGGAUGUCAUUGGAACCACCCGUCAGGAGAUGACUCACAUGGUCAAUGCAAUGGACAGGAGCUAUGCUGAUCAGAGCACUCUGCAUGCAGAGGAUCCCCUGGCUGUCACCUUCAUGGACUCACACAACUUCAGCAAUAGGUAUGAGAACCACACAGCAGCAGCAGCAGCAGCAGAGUCGAGCAGACUGCUGGAUGUGCCACGCUAUCACUGCGAAGGGACCGAGUCCCCCUAUCAGACCGGACAGCUGCAUCCUGCUAUCAGGGUGGCAGAUUUGCUGCAGCACAUUAAUUUGAUGAAGACUUCUGACAGCUAUGGAUUCAAAGAGGAAUACGAGAGUUUCUUUGAAGGCCAGUCUGCUUCGUGGGAUGUAGCAAAGAAGGAACAAAACCGAACAAAGAAUCGCUAUGGAAACAUAAUUGCAUGUAAGUCUUUAUAUGACCAUUCCAGAGUUAUUUUACAACCUAUGGAAGAUGACCCCUCUUCUGAUUACAUUAAUGCCAAUUACAUAGAUAUAUGGCUGUACAGGGAUGGAUAUCAAAGGCCAAGCCAUUACAUCGCUACGCAAGGUCCAGUUCACGAAACGGUGUAUGAUUUUUGGAGGAUGAUCUGGCAGGAGCAAUCUGCAUGUGUUGUGAUGGUUACUAAUCUGGUUGAAGUUGGACGUGUAAAAUGCUACAAGUACUGGCCAGAUGAUGCGGAUGUUUAUGGAGACUUCAAAGUGACAUUCCUGGAAGUUGAGCCACUUGCAGAAUAUGUUGUCCGAACAUUCACAUUAGAAAGGAGAGGCUUCAAUGAAAUGCGUGAAGUGAAGCAGUUUAAUUUCACUGGCUGGCCUGACCAUGGUGUACCUUACCAUGCAACUGGCCUGCUGUCAUUCAUACGACGUGUCAAAAUGUCAAACCCACCCAGCGCAGGUCCCAUUGUUGUUCAUUGCAGUGCUGGAGCUGGAAGAACUGGCUGCUACAUUGUAAUAGACAUCAUGCUGGACAUGGCGGAAAGAGAGGGAGUUGUGGAUAUUUACAACUGUGUGAAAGCCCUGCGUUCCCGACGAAUUAAUAUGGUUCAGACAGAGGAACAGUACAUUUUUAUUCAUGAUGCAAUUCUGGAAGCGUGCUUGUGUGGAGAGACGACAAUACCUGCUUGUGAAUUCAAAGCUACCUACUAUGAUAUGAUCAGAAUAGACUCGCAAAGCAACUCUUCUCACCUCAAAGAUGAAUUCCAGACACUGAAUUCUGUCACUCCACAACCCCAGCCAGAGGACUGCAGCAUUGCUCUGCUUCCCAGGAAUCAUGAGAAGAACCGUUUCAUGGACAUGCUGCCUCCAGACAGAUGUUUACCUUUUCUUAUCACUAUAGAUGGAGAAAGUAGUAACUACAUCAGUGCUGCCCUUAUGGAUCCAUCAGAAGAAUACCAGAGCUAUAGACAACCUGCUGCCUUUAUCGUCACACAACAUCCUUUGCCCAACACUGUAAAGGACUUCUGGAGAUUGGUGUAUGACUAUGGCUGCACUUCAUUGGUGAUGCUAAAUGAGAUAGACCUUGCGCAGGGCUGUCCGCAGUAUUGGCCAGAAGAAGGAAUCCUCAGAUAUGGGCCUAUCCAAGUUGAAUGUAUGUCUUGUUCCAUGGAUUGUGACGUGAUAAGCCGGCUUUUCAGAAUAUGCAAUCUUACCAGACCACAGGAGGGUUACUUGAUGGUACGGCAGUUUCAGUACCUUGGAUGGGCAUCUCACCGUGAAGUACCAGCAUCCAAGAGAUCUUUCCUGAAAUUAAUUCUUCAGGUUGAUAAAUGGCAAGAUGAAUGUGAAGAAGGAGAAGGACGAACAAUUAUUCACUGCCUAAAUGGAGGAGGACGCAGUGGAAUGUUCUGUGCCAUCAGCAUUGUGUGUGAAAUGAUUAAGCGGCAGAAUGUGGUUGAUGUUUUCCAUGCAGUGAAAAGUCUUCGUAACAGCAAGUCUAACAUGGUGGAAAGCCCAGAACAAUACCGCUUUUGCUACGACCUGGCCCUUGAGUAUUUAGAGUCGUCUUAACUGGAUCAAACAUACUACAUCUGGCAUUUUAACUUGGCAACAUUCCAGAUUUAUAGCAGAGCAACAGAUGAAGAAAUUAAAGCAGACUGUCUUCAGGACAGACAUUUGAUUUUAAAUAUCACAUUAUCUUUCUUAAUAUGCUGGGAAUGUUAAAUAUAAUGAUGUAAUCCAUUUGUAAAUGUGUUUACAUUUGUAUCAAGCAGUGUUUGGUGCCACGAUUAAGACCCGAUGGUGGGUCAGAUUUGCUUUACUAUUGUUUUACAUGUUUUUUAUGUGCAGCCAUUGUAAAGGAUAACACUAAAGCAAACGUGUUGCAUGCAUGCAAAAAAAAAAAAAGUUUUCUAUGUUAAUGCUUUUUUUAUAACCAAUAUCAGUUUAUCGGAAAUGUGGUCUUGGAUGAGUGCACUCUUUAUAUGAAAGUGCUGCAAUGUAACAUUGGCUUAGUAGCAUGUGUAAUGUGCAAUGAUGGCUGGUUCACAUUCUUUAUUCAUAGAGGAUCUAAAUCAUAAGCCAAAGACUUGUGUAAAUAUGUCUAUGGAUCAAGCAAAUUGUUUGUAUUUAUUGUUUACUGCAUUCCUUUUGAAGGCUGAAGAAACAAUCAUUUUCUGUUUGUUUUUUUAUUUUCUUUGUUUUGUUUUUUAUUUUCUUUGCUGGAAUUUAAAAUGUUAACAUUUUUACGUAGUUUAUUUUUUGUAUGUAUUAGUGGAAGUAGUAUACAUUUUCUUAGGCCUCUACACAUUUUGUUAUAGUGAUUUAUUUUGUGCAAAUGCUUGUCAGAUGUAUCCAUGCAGAUAAGAUUUCAAAAGGUCUAAAAAAAAAAAAGAAUCAAACAAGUUACAUAUUUUUUCUUAAAAUGUUUUCACACAUGUUUUCAUACUUUGAGCAGUAAGAGAACACAUAUGCACAGUAUUAGCAACAGCUUGCAGGGUUUUACCAUUUUAAGGGAACACAUUGAACAGUUGAGCAAGCUUUAAACAUCUCAAUCAAUCAAUCAUGUUUAUUUUGAUGUCAGUUAAUGUUGGCUUUUGGCUGUAACAAAGCAAACUUUGAAAUUAAAAUAUCAUUUUGAAAUCCAA